AUGCUACAUAUCUUUCUGGCGUUCCUCGCUCUCGCCGUGCUGGCUCGCACCGCCCACGCGGAGCACACAAAAUGCUCCUGGUCUGGUCCAGGCAAGAACCCAGAAUCAGGAGGCUACCUCUCGUACUGCGAUGGCUACAUCUGGGACGGCGUUUCCACUUACGAGCAAGCGCAUUACGUAUGCGACAUCAAUGAAGACAAGAGCGCGCAGGUGGCCACCUACGGUGUCCUCAGAAGCGGGUGUCUGAGCUUUGCGACCCCCUGUGGCGAUGGAGGCUUCACGUACAUCUGCGAGUCAGCGCAUUGGGGCUUCUGUCUCGACGAAAGGGACAAGGAUACGGGCGAAUAUCCGGCAGGAUGCUACUACAUGGCCUCUGGCGACGAUUGUGAGCUCCGCGAUCUCAUCGACGAGGGUGACAAGCCGGAGAGCGUGUCCGUGUGGCGUGAGCCUACGCCCGAGGAGGCGAAGAAGGCGGGGCGUGCUCCCGGUGUGAAGUAG
Messenger RNA from Jaminaea rosea, 498 nucleotides. RefSeq lists its product as hypothetical. Bases 1 to 498 code for a protein of 165 amino acids. Lineage: Eukaryota; Fungi; Basidiomycota; Exobasidiomycetes; Microstromatales. The transcript has a single exon. The record is from RefSeq and is a predicted model, not a curated record.